AUGAAUGUUUACGUUUCCCGGAGUUUGCAAACGUUUCGUGGUGCUCUUAUUUGUAAUUUUUCAUAUGGUUCCUUUAUAAAACCUUUACGUAAUAAAACUUUACUGUUAAACAAAUUUAUAGUUGUUAAAUCUCGACUAAAUUCGUCUUUAUGUAAUAAAAGUUGCUCUUUAACUUUUGAUUCAAUUAGACGUUUUGAUUAUAAAUAUGGAUGUUGUCGUUUUUAUACAACUAAUAACACUAACAUUGCGAUAGAACCUAAUGAGUGGAUGACCCUUUCAUUUUAUUCUUUUAACUUGAACGUUCAGCUCUCUCUUGAAAAAUUACGAGAAAAUAUGUUAAAUAAACUUGAAGAAAUGGGACUAGUUGGAAGAAUUUAUAUUGCUACUGAAGGAAUAAAUGCACAGGUUUCAUGCCCAAAAGAAAAAUUAGAAGAAUUAAGAAAAUAUUGCGAUGAAGAAUUAAAUUUAAAAGGAACUGAUUUCAACUUCUCAACAUAUCAUGUAAAAGCAUUUAGAAAGUUAAAUGUUAAAAUUAGGAAACAGAUUGUUGCAGAUAGAUUAGAAUCUGGCUCAUAUGAUCUGUCUAAACAACCCGUUUAUCUAACUCCAGAAGAAUGGCAUGAAGUAUUAUCCAAUUCCAAAGAAUCUCCUAUCUUAAUAGACAUGAGAAAUCAAUAUGAGAGGCAAGUGCAAGAAUGCAUUAUUUCACCAGACGUAGAUACUUUCCGUGAUAGUAUCAAAGCUAUGAAUGAAAUAUGUGAGGGAAAACAAAAUGAAAAAAUUUACAUGUAUUGUACUGGUGGCAUUCGGUGCUCUAAAGCAGGUGCUAUACUACUUUCUAACGGUUUUAAAUCAGUUUACAUGCUUAAAGGAGGAAUUACAGCAUAUGGACGAUUUAUUAUGGAAAACCCAUCAAUUAUUUCCUUGUAUAAAGGUCGUAAUUUUACUUUCGAUAAACGCCUUGGCGAGCCAAUUACGGAUGACAUUGUUUCUCAGUGUCAUUCAUGUGGCAAACCAUGUGGUGCUUAUACGAAUUGCAGAAACAAAACUUGCAAUUUAUUAUUUAUUCAAUGUGAAGAAUGCAAGAUUCGAUUGAAACGAACUUGUGGGACUGAUUUUUGUUUUCAAUUAGUUCAUACUUGGGAUGAAAAGUACGGCAGGCCUUCAACAUUUGAUGACGUGAAACCAGGUUUAGAAUGUGUUUACGAUCAUAUUCAUCGAACAAGACCCAAAUUGGUUAUAAAAAGAUUAGGUGGAACAACAGCAAAUAUUUCAACAGAUAUAAUUCCGGAUAUAAUAAAACAAAAGGAUAAGCAAAUGAAAAAGUAA
Messenger RNA from Rhizophagus irregularis DAOM 181602=DAOM 197198, 1329 nucleotides. NCBI's taxonomy places the organism in Eukaryota, Fungi, Glomeromycota, Glomeromycetes, Glomerales, Glomeraceae. The record is from RefSeq and is a predicted model, not a curated record.